Messenger RNA from Girardinichthys multiradiatus, 5360 nucleotides. RefSeq names its product ubiquitin-protein ligase E3A. The record is from RefSeq and is a predicted model, not a curated record. The coding region runs from base 280 to 2970 and encodes 896 amino acids. The transcript has 11 exons. Gene Ontology annotation, biological process: protein polyubiquitination; ubiquitin-dependent protein catabolic process. Gene Ontology annotation, molecular function: ubiquitin protein ligase activity. NCBI's taxonomy places the organism in Eukaryota, Metazoa, Chordata, Actinopteri, Cyprinodontiformes, Goodeidae.
GGUUCCUGGAGCUGUGAUCCAGGCCAGCAGGUCUUGAAGCUGGAAGCGCAGAGCAUUGUGGGACGCUGGCUAACCGUGAAGUCAACAUGGCUGCGGCUCUCAGGCAGAGGAUAGCAGCUGCAGGAAGAAGGCCGUGAAUGAAGCCCGGUACACACACAGCUCUGUCGCCUCUCGAGUGGGCUUAAAACCGCCGUGUUCGCCGACGUCUACGCCGCCAGCGGAGGGCCGAGACACUCACAAACAGCAGCAGAUAACAAACAAGAGAGGAUAGAGUCUCGUAUGAAUUCCGACGAGAAGGAGGACUGUGAGUGUGCGACACCACAGGCCGAGACCAGCCCCACCAGAGGAGCUGCUAGAGAUCAAGAGGAGUCUGACAUAGAAAACCCAGAAGCAAGCCGGAUGAAGCGUGCAGCUGCCAAACAUCUAAUAGAGCGCUAUUACCACCAGUUAACGGAGGGCUGUGGGAAUGAGUCAUGCUCCAACUCCUGGUGUGCCUCCUCAGUGGGAUUCAGCCGCAUGGACAACAACGCGGCGGCGGUCAAAGCUCUAGAGCUUUACAAGGUCAACGCCAAACUAUGUGACCCACACCCUUCAAAGAAAGGCACGGCGUCCACGUACCUGGAGAGCAGCACUCACAGCAACUCGGCCUGCAGCAACAGGAAGAUGAACCAUAAAGAUGUUCAUGCUGUGAGAGACAAUUUCAAAGAUAUAAAUUACCUGACAGAGGAGAAAGUGUACGAGAUCUUAGACAUCUGUGGGGAGAAGGAGGAUUACUCCCCUCUGAUCCGGGUAAUAGGCCGUGUGUUCUCCAGCGCCGAAGGUCUGGUGCAGAGCUUCCGGAGGUCCAAACCUCACACAAAGGAGGAGCUGAAAUCCCUCCAGGGUAAGGACGAGGACAAGGAUGAAGACGAGAAGGAGGCAGCUGCGUGUUCUGCCACAGCCAUGGAGGAAGACUCCCCCACCUCCUCGUCUUCGUCGCGGCUCGGGGAGGGCUCCUCAGGAGAGAACGACGUCCAAAAGCUGGCGCCCGAUGAGGUUUCGGUGGACAUCGAAGCCGUGCGGCGGGUCUACGAGCGCCUCCUCUCCAACGAGAAGAUCGAGGCCGCCUUCUUGAAUGCACUCGUCUACCUCUCGCCGAAUGUCGAGUGUGACCUGACAUACCAUAAUGUCUAUUCAAGAGACCCCAACUAUCUGAACCUCUUUGUUAUAGUGAUGGAGAACAACAACCUCCACAGUCCGGAGUACCUGGAGAUCGCUCUGCCGCAGUUCUGUAAGGCCAUGAGCAAACUUCCUCUGGCAGCUCAGGCGAAGCUGACCCGCCUGUGGUCCCUCUACAGUGCCGAGCAGAUCCGCCGGAUGAUGGAGACCUUCCAGCAGCUCAUCACAUUCAAGGUGAUCAGUAACGAGUUCAGCAGCCGCAACCUGGUGAACGACGACGACGCCGUCGUGGCGGCCACCAAGUGCUUGAAGAUUGUUUACUAUGCAAAUGUGCUCGGAGGCGACCUGGACACUGAAAACAAUGAAGAUGAGGACGAGGAGCCCAUUCCAGAGUCCAGCGAGCUCACCUUGCAGGAGCUGCUAGGCGAGGAGCGGCGGAACAAGAAAGGCCCUCGGGUGGACCCCCUGGAGACGGAGCUGGGGGUCCGCACCAAUGACUGCAGACGGCCACUCAUUCCCUUCGAGGAGUUUGUGAACGAGCCCUUGAACGAGGUGCUAGAGAUGGACAAGGACUACACUUUCUUUAAGGUGGAGACUGAAAAUAAGUUCUCCUUCAUGACCUGCCCCUUUGUCCUGAACGCCGUCACCAAGAACCUGGGCUUGUACUACGACAACCGCAUCCGCAUGUACAGCGAGCGGCGAAUCACCGUGCUGUACAGCCUGGUGCAGGGUCAGCAGCUCAACCCCUACCUGAGACUCAAAGUGCGCAGAGACCACAUCAUUGAUGAUGCUCUGGUCAGGCUGGAGAUGAUAGCGAUGGAGAACCCUGCAGACCUGAAGAAGCAACUGUAUGUGGAGUUUGAAGGUGAGCAAGGUGUUGAUGAAGGAGGGGUUUCCAAAGAGUUCUUCCAGCUGGUGGUGGAGGAGAUCUUCAACCCUGAUAUUGGCAUGUUCACGUACGAUGAACACACCAGACUGUUCUGGUUCAACUCGUCGUCGUUUGAAAACGAGGGCCAGUACACUCUGAUCGGCAUCGUCCUCGGUUUGGCCAUCUACAACAACUGUAUCCUGGAUGUGCACUUUCCCAUGGUGGUGUACAGGAAACUGAUGGGCAAGAAAGGAACCUUCAGGGACUUGGCUGAUGCAAACCCAGUUUUGCACCAGAGUCUGAAGGAGCUGCUGGAGUAUGAGGGCAACGUAGAGGAGGACAUGAUGAUCACCUUCCAGAUUUCCCAGACAGACCCGUUUGGUAACCGACUCAUGUACGAUUUGAGGGAAAAUGGGGACAGGAUUCCAGUGACGAAUGACAACAGAAAGGAGUUUGUUGCUCUGUAUUCUGAAUAUAUGUUAAACAAAAGCGUUGAGAAACAGUUCAAAGCGUUCAGGAGAGGCUUCCACAUGGUCACCAACGAGUCGCCACUGAAGUACCUGUUCAGACCCGAGGAGAUCGAGCUCCUGAUCUGUGGGAGCAGGAACCUGGACUUUCAAGCACUUGAGGAAACAACAGAGUACGACGGCGGUUAUAACAAAGAUUCUCGAAUUAUCAAGGAGUUCUGGGAGACGUUGCAUUCUUUCAGCGAGGAGCAGAAGCGCCUCUUCCUGCAGUUCACCACCGGUACUGACAGAGCACCCGUGGGUGGGCUUGGCAAGCUGAAGAUGAUUAUAGCCAAGAACGGCCCGGAUACAGACAGGUUACCGACAUCCCACACCUGCUUUAAUGUGCUGCUGCUGCCAGAAUACAGCAACAAGGACAAGCUGAGAGAGAGACUGCUGAAAGCCAUCACCUAUGCCAAAGGGUUUGGCAUGCUCUGAGCCCUCGCUACUAACGGACUCUUUCUCAGAACGCCCAUGAAGCCCUGCCCCGCCCCUUCUUUAUCAGACACAAUCCAGACGGUGACAGAACACAGACCAGGAGGAGAAAAAGGUCCGUCUUAACGAGAGGACACAUGGUUCCAACUGAGCACUCUAGUAGUUCUGCAGCUGUGCCGCAUCAUCGUCCAUCAGUCAGUGUAAGCACAGAGGCCUCCUGAACUUCCCACUCCCACAUCCACAGUAUGUGAAUGUGCUGCAGCCUCCCUUUGGUUUUUCCAUGUACAGAGAGGAUGGUUUUCUUAUUUAUUUUUAACAUUUAAAUGAGUUAUCUCAUGGCUGCCUGUCGUGCUAGAUUCCCUAAUAUGGGAAUAUGGGGGGUCACUAUGGGACAGUGUCCAUUCAAUAAAAACAACAGGGAUGCUAAGAUAACCUGCUCUAACAGAUGAUUGAAAGGUUCCCCCUGAAUGAUGCUCCCACUAAAGAAAGAGCUUCACUGACCAUUCCACUCUGCUGUGACUUAAACAUAAUUCAGAUCAAGGUAAGCAUUGGGAAAAUUUAAUGUCGUUUGGUCCAAAAUGGCACAUCAUCAGAAUUAGUCUUGUUUCUGGGCAUUUGUUCCCGCUCUGGGGGGGUUUACACCACAGGUUAGAAUCAAAUCUUGUCAAAUCAGAGCUGUGUAAAGUGCACUUAGACAUUUUCAGAAUGUUUUUAUUUUUUGUCUCGGCCACAGGUCGAUUGUUUGGAGCAUUUCAUUUCCUCGUCUUCCUGUGUUGACAAAUCCAAAUAAAAACAGUGUUUAUAUAUAUGAGUGCGGUGAAAACUGCACCACCAUAUUCUACAACAUCUACACAUGUAGACCGAGGAUGUUCUCCUCUACGUGCCAACCUGCAGCUGGAGCCAGAUAUUUCCAUACACUAUACGAAGACAAGCAGAUUGUUUUUAAUAUUUAUGACAUUAAAUGAAACAAACCGCCUGUUUUAGGUUAGUUAGAUUCCAGUUUUCUUCUGUUCUUCAAAUUCUCAAAUUUCCAUCCAUUUCCUCAGUAUUUGCUAGUAUUGCUCUUUAGACUGGUCAGAUGUUUUAGCUUUCCUUCAACAAGCUCCCCCCAAUAGUUUCCUGGAGUUUUGGCCCGUUCCUCCUGACAGUACUUGUAGAACUCUGUCCUCCUUGCUUACACACACCUUGGACACUCCAGAACAUUUAGCCGCUUUGGAACCGAUUUGGUGAUGUUGAUGUUGCUUCAAUAUUUCUGCAUAAUGUGCUUCUUCAUGAUGCUGCCACUACCAUACUUCACAGUUAUGAUGAUUUUCUCAGCCUUGCUAAUGUCUCCAUUUUUCAUAUAAAUGUUACCAUGGUGAUUAUGGCUUAGCUUUUCGAUUUUAGUUUUAUCACAUCACAUGUCCUCAACAUCUAAGGUCUUUGUCCCUGGGGACAUCUGUAAACUGUUACCCACGUGGUACAGGUCUGGUCUCCUUGUGGAUAAUGACUCUCUUAGCAGCUUCAGCAGCAUCUUCACAAGUUCUGGUUUAUAAUUGUUAGACCAGAUAAACGUUUUCAGGUACCUAGAGGUUGGACCCAAGAAUGAGCCAGAUUUAUGGAGGUCCUCAGUUCCCUUCCUGAUAUCUUGGCUGGAAUUCAUUUAUGUUUCCAUGAUGUCACACAAGGUAGCAGAGUAUUUUGGGUGUUACCUACAAAGCCGUGGCUUCAUCAUCUGGACUUGCCCAAUUAGUUCAAAGAAACAGGAAAGUAAUAAAAAUGUGGUAAUUCUUGUAUUUAGGAGAAAUAUUGAUGUUCUCCUGACGGACCUAAAACAGAACAUAUUUGGUGUGAUUUAAUGUCGGACAGGAAGGAGAGCAGGUUGUAUGUAAAUAUCUGGUUCCAGUUGUGUUCAUUUAGUAAACAUUUGUCAGUUAUGUAAAAACUCAUCCACUUUUGGUUUAGUGUUAAACAAUGAGGAGGUCCCACUGCAGCAGUUUACCUGGAACCUUCUCCACAGAUGGAGUCAGGGAGAACAUGUGCACUGCUACUGUUCACAUUAGAUCUCAAAAGUUUGGCUUCUCUGGUACUAAGUUCUUGGACCUUAGUCUGCAGCGUGACAGCUCAACACUGUCCUUGAAGAACCCUCUCCCAACGGUUUGCUCACCUGUCAGAAAAUCAACAAGUCGCUUAGUCUCAGGCAAAGGUCCAUGAUGACUUUCUUUCCAGUUCAUCCGGGCGAGGCGCUCAGACCUGUACUUGGAUCUCUGUGAUGUAUGCUGUGGGAAAUGCAACAUCUAAACAAACUAUAUGAGCCACUUCCCUAUGAACCAUUAAAGAUUACUAUGAAUGUAAAUGUCAUUUUGUUUGCAUACAGACCAGGCAGAAACAAUAAAAGGAACUAUGAAAAAGAA